Cadophora gregata is the source of this 345-nucleotide messenger RNA. RefSeq lists its product as uncharacterized. Gene Ontology annotation, biological process: iron-sulfur cluster assembly. The record is from RefSeq and is a predicted model, not a curated record. The transcript has 5 exons. Lineage: Eukaryota; Fungi; Ascomycota; Leotiomycetes; Helotiales; Ploettnerulaceae. Gene Ontology annotation, cellular component: L-cysteine desulfurase complex; mitochondrion. The coding region runs from base 1 to 345 and encodes 114 amino acids.
AUGUCUGCUCUAGCAGGAGUAAAGGGUGAGACAGGUUCACAGGCAGCAAAAUCGUUGUACCGACAAUUAUUACGACAGGGAGCGCAGUUUGCAUCAUACAAUUUCAGAGAAUACGCCAAACGGAGGACGAGAGAUGCAUUCCGAGAGCAUAAGGAUGUGACGGACUCUAGAGUGAUUCAGGAACUCAUGCAGAAGGGCUUAAAGGAACUACAAUCUAUGAAGAGACAAACAGUUGUCAGUCAAUUCUUCCAGUUGGACAGACUUGUGGUCGAAGGAGGCAAAUCGGGAAAGCAAGGCGGCCAGAGAAAUGACAUAGUCAGACAGAAAGAUACUGGAUGGGAUUGA